AAUCUGAAACAAACAGCGCAUCCCCUCUCCUUUCCUCUCCUCGAUUUUAGUCUUUUCCUUUAACCAUUUUGCCUCUUUCCUUACAAUUUUUUUUUUUUCUUUUUGUUUUUAGAUUCUCCAAUUCUCACGCACACUCUGUCUGAUCCCUCGCUCGAAAUUUAAAUUAUACGCUUCACUUGGAACUUCGUUUCCUUGUCUGCUCCUCCUUCCUUCUUCUUCCUCUAUGUUUCUUCCCCGCACCGUCCUUCCUCCGCAGAAACUAGGGUUUCAGUGUUUCACUUCUCCGCUAAUUUUUCCUCCUCCUAAUUUCUCAGAUUGUUGGAUUCCGUCGAAAUGAAGCGCCUCUCUUUUGUUAUCGAGUAUCUCAGCUGCUGUGGUAGCUGACCAAAUAUUAGGUUCUUUGCUUCUUGCUGCUUUUUGGCGUUUUCUUCAGCUCUCUCAAGUCUAUUUUGGGUCGCAACUGGAAUUUUCCGCUUCUUUCUACAGAAUUCUCGCUUGUAUUCAAAUUAGGGUUUCGAUGCCGAAUUGCAUCAAGUGCCUGUAUUUGCUGUUUUUCAUCUCCAUUCGAUGUCCCCCCCAGUUUAGAGUCUCUUUGGGAGAAUUUGGAGGAAGUUGUUGUAUUUAAUUUAGGUUGCUGUGUGUAAAUUAGUUUUUUCAACUUGGUUUUUUCAAGUUCUAGGUUGUGGAAUAAGGUUGUUUUUGAAGCUAAUUGCUGCUGCUGUUGUUGUUGUGAAUUUGGGGUUUUCUUAGCUUUUUAUCUAUCGAUGGAUUUUAUUUGUUAGCGCAAGUUUUCGCAAACUCUGGAGAUAGCGUGUUGUACGAAAACUGAGAUUUUUUAUUUUCUACAUAAGAUAUGUUUUAUUCACAGUUCAUAUUAGCCAAGAAAGGGCCAUUAGGGACAAUAUGGAUAGCGGCUCAUUUAGAGAGAAAGCUUCGAAAGAACCAGGUCGCUGACACUGAUAUUGGUGUCUCUGUAGAUUCAAUUCUUUUUCCUGAAGUACCUAUUGCACUUAGGUUGUCCAGUCAUCUUCUGCUUGGUGUGGUGAGGAUAUAUUCUAGAAAGGUGAAUUACCUUUUCGAUGACUGCAGUGAGGCUUUGCUGAAGAUAAAGCAAGCUUUUCGUUCUACUGCAGUUGAUUUACCUCCAGAAGAAUCAACUGCUCCAUAUCACUCCAUUACAUUGCCUGAGACUUUUGAUCUUGAUGAUUUUGAGCUGCCAGAUAAUGACAUUUUCCAGGGUAACUACGUUGACCAUCAUGUCAGUACAAGGGAGCAGAUUACACUUCAAGACACAAUGGAUGGUGUUGUGUACUCAUCAUCGCAGUUUGGUUUGGAUGAGCGUUUUGGUGAUGGUGACGCUUCUCAAGUUGGUUUGGACCUUGAAGAGGACCUCUUCCUAGAUAAGGUUGCAGCAACAGGGAGUGGUGAAGUUUCUGAAAAUGAUGCUUCAAUGCCUGUUGAGCCAAUACCACAUCCAAAAAUUGAUACAAGUCAUGAAGGGAUGACUGAAUCUUCAGAAGACAUACCAUUGAAUGGUACUAGAGAAAAGAUGGAAGGUUUUUCUGCAAAUUUGGGAGGCGUUGACUAUGCUCAGGCUCCAUCUACCCCUGGGUUAAUGGAAGAGCCAAAUGUGUUCAGUGUCAAGGAAGGUCUGGUCUGUGAGGAUCAUUUAGAACCAGAAGAUCAGAAUUUAAGUGAAUGUGUACGAAUAGGGGCCUCUGAAAAUGUCGCCACGUCAGACAUUCAUCAUAGGGAUGAUGCCAUGGAUUUUUCUUUAGGUGGUCAUUUCAAUAGUAAUUCUAGUGUGUGCAUGCAUGCUGAAGAUAGCAGCCACCCUUCUGGUGAAUUGGAGGUCAACCAAACAAGGAUGGAGGGAGAUUCUCUUUCUACUAAAGUGAUUGCAGAAUAUGAUCCAGUAGAUGGGAAUGUUGGUGUACUGGAUGGUUUCAACAAGGUAGAAGAUGCAAAUAAAGUUGUUCUGUGCAAUAAUGAAGAGCCUGUCCCCUCUAUAGAUGGAAGUGGAGAGUGUGACAAAUCCUUAGGAGUUAGGUUGCGAGAAACUGAUGAUGUCGAAAUCACCAGAAACAUGGAAGAAUUACACUCAAAUGGCAAACCUUUUGUGUCAAAUCCUAUCCACUCAAGGGAAUCGCCUAGUGCUCCAAACUCUGUUAAUAUUGAAGGUCAGGGUUGUCAGGGACUUGAGGAAGUAAUGAAUGACAAUGUUAAUAAUGAACCAAUAGCAACUGCUUGCACAAGUGUGCUCCGGACAUGCAGUUCCCGUUUAAGUGAGCCUGAUAUUGCAUCUCAUGAUGUUGGUAAUUCUAUGGUUGCUUCUGACUUGCAAUCAGUAGACACUGUACCAUUGUCAACAGAGUUGCUUGAAAGGGAGGAAGGGUUCCAUGCUUCUGGAACUUCCACUAAGGUGCAAGUUCAAGAGUGCCACAAGACUGAUGUUGUGCGGUCAGAGGAAAAUCGGAUUUCUGAAGCCACUUUAAGUGGAGAAAUUCUGGCUGAUGGAGGAACACAAGAGGAUCAACUGGACAAGGCAAUCUCUAAUGAUAACCAGUGUGAAGAUCUGAAUAGUUCCUUGACUUCUGAUUUGCCUGCACCUGAGAAGUUGCUUUUUGCCCCCCAGAGGCCUCUGGAUAGACCACAUGAUUUACUAGUUGAGACACCUGAUAAACAAGUCCAAGAGGAGGGUGAUGAAAGUGGUGCAGGGACAAAAAUUUCUGUGAGAAAACGAAGUCUUACUGAAAGCUCUUUGACUGUGCAAAGUGUAAAUUCAGUUGAAUCAUUCAGCAUGACCAAAUCAACGAGAACACUAGAUUCUAUUCCUGAUGAUGAUGACUUGCUAUCUUCUAUAUUAGUCGGAAGAAGAUCUUCAGCUUUGAAAAUGAAGCCAACUCCACCUGUGCCUGAAGUACCACCUAUGAAGCGUGCUCGGUCUUCGUCUCGACCUUCCACAUUGAAGAGGAAGGUGCUAAUGGAUGAUUCAAUGGUUUUGCAUGGCGAUACUAUACGCCAACAGUUGACUAACACUGAGGACAUCCGUCGCAUGAGGAAAAAGGCACCUUGUACAUGCACUGAAAUUUUGAUGAUUCAAAGGCAAUUCUUGGAAGAGGGAAUCUUUAGUGAACCAGUAUUAACUGGCAUGUUAGCAGAAUUGUCAGAUUUGCACAGUGAAGCAUUUGAUUUGAGCAGAAUCACGGUUUCUGAAAAUGAUGACAAUAAUAAUGCUUCUUUUGAAGCAUUGGAUGAUGAAGAUUCUGCCAAGCAAAAUGUUAACCAACAUAGCGGCAUUGAAGGAUCCACAGAACCUGGUAGUUGCAGAAAUGACUUGGAUGGACAAUUCUCUGAGACUCCCAUUCAGAAUGAUAAUCAGCAGGUUGAAGACCACUUUGGCUCCUAUGAUAUUGGUAAUCAAGAACACGUGAAUUUUAUCACAGAUGCAGCUGAUUAUAGAACUUCAGAACAUGAACAUUUGGGAAAAAUAAGCGAAAUGGAAAUUGAUAAAUUAGAUGCUGAAGUUGCUGAUGCCACAAAUCAUUCUGCUCAGGGGUUUGAGACACCCCAAAGAGAGCCACUGUCUGGAGAUAUUUUUGAAAUGACAACUGGUACUCUUGAUCAGUCAGACGUCAUGGACAAAAUGAUUGGUUCAGAUGAUUUUAUGCAGAUGGAUGCUUCAAACAUGCCAUCUGAUAAGAUUGAUACACAACUGGUCGAGGAAGUUGCUUCCUUAAGGGACAUGAGCAAAGGCAGAGAGCUUGAUGGUAUUGAAUUUGUAGACCAUUCUGUAGGGCAAAUUAUUGCAAAUGGAACUGAAUUAAGGACAGAAGGGAUUCCCUUGGAGGAAAAUAAAGCUGGUGUACCAACUGAAGUCAGGGAUUUUCAUCCAGAAGGUUGUGCACCUAUUGAUGAUAAUUUCAGUUCUGUAAAUGUAGACCAGGCUAUGGAUGAGAUUGGAAAUGAUAAGCAUGGAGUUCUUUGUGAGAUUGGAGGUUUGGUUGUGAGCUCAGGGCUUAUCGAUGAUAAGGACCAAGUAUCUAAUCCUGACCAAAUAUCUAAUCCUUUGUGCAAUGAAGAAUCUAAAAUGGAUUCUGUGCAUCUGGUAGGACUUGGUGGAGAUUUUAAAAGCACUUCCAUGAAUGGAGAUACAGCAUGCGAACAAGCUGAGCGUCAGAGCAUCAUGGAUACAGAAAAUACACAGCUUGACUGUGUUACAACUGGUGAUUGUGGUGAUUUCCAAGAUGAUGCAUUUGCAAAUAACACAGAGUUCUUGAAUGUUGAUGAUGAUGAAAUAGGUGAAGACUAUGAGGAAGGCAUGCCAAAUGCUGAAGAUACUCGUGUUCUUGACAAUAGUGGGUGGUCUUCUCGCACCAGAGCUGUUGCCAAGUACCUUCAAACGCUAUUUGAUAAGGAAGCAGGACAUGGAAGAAAGGUCCUGCCAAUGGAUAGUCUACUAGCUGGUAAAACCCGGAAGGAGGCAUCAAGAAUGUUCUUCGAGACCUUGGUACUUAAAACGAGGGAUUAUGUCCAUGUUGAACAGGCGAAGCCUUUUGACAAUAUCAAUAUAAAGCCACGAGCAAAGCUAAUGAAAUCAGACUUCUGACCUCCUUAGGGAGGGGCUGAUGCAUUUGAAAAGUCCAUGUAGUCCUAGCUUGGAUGACGGUUGGGAAAAUCUGUCCUUUCUUUUUUAAUUAUAUAUAUAUGGUUAUUAGAUUUUUCCCCCCUCCAAAUUGCUUAUAUUAAUAUUAUUGUUUAUGUAACUUGUAGAUGAGUAGUGGGUAGGGCUGCACCUCACCUAUGUUGAUUAUAUAGAAAAAUGGUGUAAUGCAAGAUCAUAUGUGAAAAUGUGUAAAAUAUUUACCAUUUGCAAGUAUAGAUGCUAAUUUAACUGUUUA
Messenger RNA from Manihot esculenta (cassava), 4901 nucleotides. RefSeq names its product sister chromatid cohesion 1 protein 4. The record is from RefSeq and is a predicted model, not a curated record. Gene Ontology annotation, cellular component: cohesin complex; synaptonemal complex. NCBI's taxonomy places the organism in Eukaryota, Viridiplantae, Streptophyta, Magnoliopsida, Malpighiales, Euphorbiaceae. Gene Ontology annotation, molecular function: chromatin binding; protein binding. The transcript has 15 exons. Bases 854 to 4609 code for a protein of 1251 amino acids. Gene Ontology annotation, biological process: mitotic sister chromatid cohesion; synaptonemal complex assembly; replication-born double-strand break repair via sister chromatid exchange.